AUUGGGCUUCAUUACCAUUUCCUUUCAGUUUUUCCCAGCAGGACUCUCUGACCAGGAGGAACAGCUUUCACUGGUCACACAUAUACGAACAUCACCAUCGUCGUCCUCGUCAUCAUCAGAAGCAGCAACAGCAGAACUCCAAGACUUCAGUGCAUCAUCUGCCUUGAGACUGCAAUGACCUCACUCAGACUCUUGUCCCUGUUCCACUCCCUCCUCGUCCUACAAGUCCAUCUUUCCAACCAGUUAGAGGACAAUAAGAUCCCCCCCAGUCUGUGUACUGGCCACCCUGGUAUCCCAGGCUCUCCUGGGGUUCAUGGCAGUCCUGGUCAGCCAGGGAGAGACGGGAGGGAUGGGAGGGAUGCUGCUCCUGGGGAAAAGGGGGAGAAAGGGGAGAGAGGGGCCCCAGGUGAGACAGGAGUGCGAGGUCUGACUGGAGACAGGGGUGACCCUGGAGAAAAGGGGGAAAGGGGGCAGCCGGGCGAGUGUGCAGUGGCUCCUAAAUCCGCCUUCAGUGUCAAACUCUCUCAGGGCCAAACCUCGCCCCUGAAUGUGGGCGACGCAGUCCGCUUUGACACAAUCCUGAUCAACGAACAGGGCGACUACAACUCAGAGACGGGACGCUUCACCUGCAAAGUCCCUGGAGUCUACUACUUUGCCGUCCACGCCACGGUGUACCGCGCCAGCCUGCAGUUCGACCUGAUGAAGAACGGACACGCUGUGGCUUCUUAUUUUCAGUUUUAUGGCAACUGGCCCAAACCGGCAUCUCUGUCAGGCGGCUCCCUGCUUCACCUCAUCCCCGGCGAUCAGGUGUGGGUGCAGAUGGCUCUCUCAGAGUACAAUGGAUUUUACUCCAGCAGCAAGACAGACAGCAGCUUCACCGGCUUCUUGGUCUACUCGGACUGGAAAAACUCUGCUGUGUUUGCCUGACAUGUGCCGCUUUUAUUUCCUUACUGAGACAUUCUGGACAGACAAGUGAAUCAUCCGUGACACGAUACAGCUGUAUUUGUGUAAUAAAUAAAGAACACACCAGGCAAUGUAACGCGAAUAGCACAUUGUGUACUGAGGCGCACACAAUGAACGGCACAGUUUACUCUGUGUCUGUUCUGCACUUUCAGCUUUUAAACUGCUGACAGUUAAUUCUUCUAACAGAUGUCAGGCCACAAAUUCUCAAACAGCCUUCAUGCUACUGUUCUAUUGCAUUUUGUUUUAGUGUCUACAACUCUAACGCGAGACAUUAAUAAAUAUUUUUUUACUUUUGAAAACACACUAGACUGAAGUAUGUCUCUGGCCAUGAAUGAAAGUGGAUCAGGCAUUAGGCUGGAGCUGCACAGUUAACUCCAAACAGGAAAGUCGAGACUCUUUCUGAUAACACCCCUGCCUGAUUUUAAGAGGGAAAAGAACUCAAAUACUUCACUGAAGAUAAAGUGCAAAUGGAAAACAGUAAAAAUACCCCUGAUACUGCCAUUUUAAAAAAGCAAUGAACAAGAAUGAUCUGAAAAAUAUACUCCUAUAAAUGUGUUAAAAGCCCUCGUUCUGCUGUGGAUGUAAUCUAGUGUAAGAUAAUAGGGCUGGUAAUAAUUAUAAAUGAAUGGAAAAUCUGUUUUAACUACUUUAUAUACAGUCUAUUCCCUCAUUAAUAGUUGCAAAUAAAUGUAUGAGGUUGUGAGAUGUUUCAAGAAGGUCAAAAAUACAAAAUAAAAGUUUUUUUGGUUUAAUAUUCUUAACACAAGUAAACACAAAAUGCAGUUUGAAAAUGAAGAUGUUUAUUAUAAAGAGGGGAAAAAAUUCAGACCAUCAAGGCCCUGCGUGAAAAAGUGAUUGCCCCCUAAACCUAAUGACUGGUUGGGCCACUCUUAGCAGCAACAACUGCAAUCAAGCAUUUGUGAUAGCUGGCAGUGAGUGUUUUUCAGCGCUGUGGAUACAUUUUGAGCCACUCAUCUUUGUAGAAUUAUGGUAAUACAGCCACAAUGGAGGGUUUUCGAGCAUUAACCGCGUUUUUAAGGUCGUGCCGCAGCAUCUCAGUCGGAUUCAGGUCAUGACUUUGACUAAGCCACAAGUCCAAGUUUUCAUUUUGAUUUUCAGAAACCAUUCAGAGGUGAACUUGCUGGUGUGUUUUGAAUCAAUGUCCUGCUGCAGAACCCAAGUUUGAGGUCAUGAACAGACAGCUGGACACUCUCCAUCAGGAUGUUUUGGUAGACAGCAGAAUUUAUGGUUGCAUUUACCACAGCAAGUCUUCCAGGUCCUGAGGCAGCAAAACAGCCCUAGAACAUCACACUAACACCACCAUAUUUUACUGUUGGUAUGAUGUUCCUUUUAUGCCAGAUGUAAUGGGACACACACCUUCCAAAAAGUUAAACUUUUGUCUCGUCAGUCCACAGAGUAUUUUCCCCAAAAUCUGAUGUUUUCUAGCAAAACCGAGACAAGCCUUUUUCUUCCUUUAGCUUUGGUUUUCGUCUUGGAAAUCUGCCACUCAGGCCAUUUUUGCCCAGUCUCUUUCUUAUAGUGGAGUCAUGAACACUGACCUUAACUGAGGCAAGUGAACCCUGCAAUCCUUUAAAUGUUGAUCCGGGGUCUUUUGUGACCUCUUGGAUGAGUCGUUGCUCUGCUCUCAGUGUAAUUUUGGUCAGCCUGCCACUCCUGGGAGGGUUCACCACUGUUCCACCUUUUCACCAUUUGUAGAUAAUGGCUCUGACUGUGGUUUGCUGGAGACCCACAGCUUUAAAAAUGACUUUAUAACCCUUUCAGACGAGAGAUCUCAGUUACUUUGUUUCUCAUUUGUUCGCAAAUUUCCUUGAAUCACAGCAUGGCGUCUGGCUUUUGAGAAUCUUGAAGUCUACUUCACUUUGUCAGGCAGGUCUUAUUUAAGCGAUUUCUUGUUUAAGAAAAGGUAAUCAGGCCAGGAUGUGGCUAGAGAAAUUGAACAUAGCUUUCCAAAGAUGCGAUACAUACCAUGGUUGUCAUUUAUGUUUUUUACUUGCCCUUAAUAACACUUGCCUUCAUUUAGAAACUACAUUUUGUGUUGACUUGUGUUGUCUUUGUCUAAUAUUUAAAUGCAUUUGAUGAUCUGAAACAUUGACAAACAUACACAAAAGGGAAAUCAGGAAGGGGGCAAACACUUUUUUCACACAAUUGUAUAUUCAAUUAAAUUUGCAUUUAAUGUAACAUCUUUAUCUGAAAAGUAAAAACCAAAUGUACUGAAGUCAAAAUGUACUGUUUUCUCUAGUGUAAAGUUACAUAAAGUGCUUUCACAUGGCAUUUCUAUGAA
This is a messenger RNA of Oreochromis aureus, 3265 nucleotides long. RefSeq names its product C1q and TNF related 5 (gene c1qtnf5). Gene Ontology annotation, molecular function: protein binding. The record is from RefSeq and is a predicted model, not a curated record. Bases 175 to 927 code for a protein of 250 amino acids. NCBI's taxonomy places the organism in Eukaryota, Metazoa, Chordata, Actinopteri, Cichliformes, Cichlidae. The transcript has 3 exons.